GCGCGAUGUACGAGGCCUCUGCGUUGCUCCCGCGUCGCGACUAUCCCUAGCUGGUUGUCAGACGGGCUGGUCGUCGUCGUCGUCUUUGAAAUCCCACUAAAGUCUCAUAUAAUGCUGCGCUGCCAUGAGCAACCGCGUGCAAGACUGCGCUGUCGAUGUUCGAUCCCGACGACACCUGGAGGGUUAUGGACGACAGCGGGAGUUACGCUGGUCCCUCGCUCGACGACCUUGAAUAUGGUACAUCUCAGCUUCUCUCCGAGGAUCUAUCUGUCACAGGUCCUUCAGAUGGCGCGCACUACUCCUCUGAUCGCGUGCAAAACCCACUCCCAGAUCAUUUGCCACUCCCUGCAGCCCCCGUCAAUAUCAGCCCCGCGUUCUGGAUGCAGAGCAAUCUGCCCGCGCAGCCUCCACUUGCCGCUCCGCCAGCGCCGCCUCUGCAGGAGACUGAGCUCAACGCCGAGCAAGCCUCCCACUCGUGGAAACGGGACGACAGAGGGUACUUGUGUAUCCUGUGUCCCCGGUGUGGUUCAUGGGUCGGCACGGGCUCGAAGACGGGGUACACUUUGACCACUCUCGAGACGCACAUGCAGGGCUGUAAGUGCAGACCUUCCGCUGCGUCUGACGGCCGUGUGCGCAUGGAGGCGAGGGCAGCCCGCGAAGUUCACCUACCUCCGAGCAACUCCCCGGCCUUCCGAGGGUUCGACGCAGGGCCAUACGCCGUCCCGACGCCUCAGGAGAUGGCAGUGCUUCCUCCGACACCAUUCUAUGGCCCUGCGGCGCAUGUGCAGAGCGCGCCGCGGCCAGCUACUGUGUCCGGCUUUCAAUUCACUUUUGAUGAAUACUACGCGCCUACCUCCAGUGACGAGCUCGACAUCGACGGUUCUGGUGUUCCGUCGUCAAGUUCGGUCCCAUAUGGGCUCAAUUCAUACUCGAGUCAGCCACGAGCCUCUCACAAACGGAAGCGAACAUCGCGGCAUCACACUCCGUCCCACAACGCUUUCGACGCUUCAGAGCCACAGGAUACUUCACAGAUGUCUUCGAGUACGACAGUGCCCACCGACUUCUCUCCAACUCCAUCGUGUUGCGGCAUUGCUCUCGUCUGGCCUCAUGCAGAUUUCUUUGAGACCUACCCGUUCCAGCGUCAUGAUCUUAGUGCUCCCGGCUCACUUGGAUAUAAGCUUUGCGCGGUUGGUGACGAUGGCCAGUCGUUUCGCAUACAGUCAUAUAGGUGUACAGGCUCGCUCCUUGUAGCUGGUGACGAGGCAUGUGUCGAAUGCCUGAGCCUCACUGGUACCGUCAAGCACCUCGCGGAGAUGUCCGGCAAUGCUCGACCGCACACGAACUACAAGUAUCGGUCACAUAAGCAGCUGAAUCAAGUCACGGAGUUUUUGAGAGGCGAAGUGUCUCGCUUGCGCUGUAUGACUCUCAACCUUGGUCGGCGGGUGGCUUCCGUACUCAAGAAACUCGAUGACCACCGACGCUUUCUCAUGGCGAUUGCAAACGGAGAUCCACGCGGAAUCAAACAUCUCAUCACGCAGGGACUGAAGGACAGGGUCAGCACAUCCGAGCUACUCAAGCGUGUCGACGAGAGUACCGAGGGUGUUUACCAUGCCCGCGGUUAUUCGGCAUUUGAUUUCGAUCUUGCGCUCCUCAUUCUUCGUCUUGGUGGACGCAAACUACUGUAUGCUAUGAAUCAUUGCCUUGCCAUACCCUCGAUCCGCGCUCUGCGUCGUGCACGCCGUUUCACCUAGUUUCGGUCGUCCAACACUCUCGGAGGUGCAGUGGAACUUCGGGGAGGUGCUCGGGCCAACGAUCAAGCAGCUGAAGGAAGCUCUACGUGCUAUGGCGCGCGAUUCAUCCGACG
This is a messenger RNA of Rhodofomes roseus, 1864 nucleotides long. RefSeq lists its product as uncharacterized. The record is from RefSeq and is a predicted model, not a curated record. Lineage: Eukaryota; Fungi; Basidiomycota; Agaricomycetes; Polyporales; Fomitopsidaceae. The transcript has 3 exons. Bases 156 to 1751 code for a protein of 531 amino acids.